GGCGGCGGCGCUGCGGCCGCGAGGGAGGGCAGCGAGAGCUGCAGGGCCGGACGAGGAUCCCCGCGCCCGCGCAGCCGGCUCUACCGCGGCGGCGUUCCGGCCGACGCUCGGGACCCUGCAGGCGGCGUCGCAGAUUUCUGCCCGGCAGAUAGCCAAAGGCAAGAGGGACCAAUCUAUCUACGUUCUGAGCGCCACCCUCUACAAGACCCUCUUAAUAGAGCCGAGGCCCAAGUUCACUGUGCUCCCAUUCCCCCACCCCAGACAUUACUCUGGGGUCUGCCUGAGGCCAUCGAUGUGAAGAUGACCAGUGCCUUCCUAGCAUGACGACCUUGGACCAUGUGAUCGCCACCCACCAGUCAGAGUGGGUCUCCUUCAAUGAGGAGCCACUCUUUCCUGUCCCUUCUGAGGGGGGCACGGAAGAGCACGUCCCAGCACCCUCGUCUUACUCAGACCAGUCUGAGGGCUCCUCCGGGGAGAACCAUGUGGUGGAUGGAGGCUGUCAAGACCUUUCCCACUCAGAGCAGGAUGACUCCUCUGAAAAGUUGGGUCUCAUCUCUGAAGCGACCUCCCCUCCUGGGAGCCCCGAGCAGCCCUCACCUGACCUGGCCUCGGCUAUCAGCAACUGGGUUCAGUUUGAAGAUGACACCCCCUGGGCCAGUACAUCACCACCUCAGAAGGAAACAGCCCUGCCACUGACCAUGCCCUGCUGGACGUGCCCUUCCUUCGACUCCCUGAGGAGAUGCCCUCUGACCUCCGAGAGCAGCUGGACCACACAUUCUGAAGAUACCAGUAGCCCCAGUUUUGAUCCCUCAUACACAGACCUGCAGCUCAUCAGUGCCGAGGAGCGGAUGAGUGGCAAGGCUUCUCAGGCUGGCUCGACUGACGAGAGGACGGAGUGGCAGACAGGCAGGCAGACGGCUGUGAGUCCUGUUCAAGCAUGCACGGAGCAUACCUCUACCUGCACCCAGGGCCUGGACCCCUCGCCACCCCUACCCCACCCCAGGAGGAGCCAGAGCCCCUGCGAGGGACCGGAAGGGGACUCUGUUCCCAAUGACAGUUCUUCCUCAGUCCAGGAAGAUGAAGAGGUAGAGAUGGAGGCUAUCAGCUGGCAGGCCAGUAGUCCAGCCAUGAAUGGACAUCCUGCCUCUCCAGUAACCUCUGCUCGUUUCCCCAGCUGGGUCACUUUUGAUGACAAUGAGGUCAGCUGCCCUUUGCCACCAGUCACCUCUCCCCUGAAGCCAAACCCACCACCUAUUGCAUCUGUGACCCCAGAUGUACCUCAUCACUCAGCUGGGUCAUUUAAGAAGAGGGAACGUCCCAAGAGCACUUUGAUGAACUUUUCCAAAGUUCAGAAACUGGACAUUUCAUCCUUAAACCAUCCACCUUCCAUAAUGGAGGCUCCACCUUGGAGGGCAACCAAUCCUUUCCUGAAUGAGACUCUGCAGGAUGUCCAACCCUCCCCUAUCAACCCUUUCACUGCUUUCUUUGAGGAGCAGGAGAGGCGCUCCCAAAACAAUUCCGUUUCCAGUGCCACAGGCAAGAGCCAAAGGGAUUCUCUCAUUGCCAUCUACCAGGAUGCUAUCUGUUUUGAUGACUCAAGCAAAACCCAGUCCCACUCUGAUGCUGUUGAAAAACUCAAGCAACUCCAGAUUGAUGACCCUGAUCCUUCAGGCAGUGCGACGCUACCAGAUGAUGACCCCAUAGCCUGGGUUGAACUAGAUGACCACCCACCUGGUUCAGCACUGUCCCAGCCCAGAGAUGGGUGGCCAAUGAUGCUAAGGAUCCCUGAGAAGAAAAACAUCAUGUCGUCUAGGCACUGGGGACCCAUCUACAUCAAACUAACAGACAGUGGUUACCUGCAGCUGUAUUAUGAGCAGGGUCUAGAAAAACCAUUCCGUGAGUUCAAGCUGGAGAUCUGCCAUGAAAUUUCGGAACCCCGGCUCCAAAACUAUGACGAGAAUGGCAGGAUCCACAGCUUACGAAUAGACCGUGUCAUCUACAAGGAGAAGAAGAAAUACCAGCCCAAACCUGCUGUGGCCCACACAGCAGAGAGGGAACAAGUGAUUAAGCUGGGCACCACCAAUUAUGACGACUUCCUGAGUUUCAUCCGUGCUGUUCAGGACCGGCUCAUGAAUCUGCCGGUGUUGUCAAUGGACUUGAGCACAGUUGGCUUGAACUACCUGGAAGAGGAGAUUACUGUGGAUGUCAAGGAUGAAUUCUCUGGCAUUGUGAGCAAAGGAGACAACCAGAUUCUCCAGCACCAUGUCUUGACGCGGAUCCACAUUCUGAGUUUCCUCUCUGGGCUGGCAGAGUGCCGCCUGGGUCUCAACGAUGUCCUUGUCAAAGGGAACGAGAUAGUUUCCCGGCAAGACAUCAUGCCCACCACCACCACCAAGUGGAUCAAGCUCCAUCAGUGCUGUUUUCAUGGGUGUGUGGAUGAGGACGUGUUCAGCAGCUCACGGGUUAUUCUGUUCAACCCUUUGGAUGCCUGCCGCUUUGAGCUCAUGCGUUUCAGGACAGUAUUUGCAGAGAAGACCUUGCCUUUCACACUCAGGACGGCAGCAAGCAUCAACGGGGCGGAGGUGGAGGUGCAGAGCUGGCUCAGGAUGUCAGCCGGCUUCUCCUCUAACCGAGACCCUCUCACUCAGGUUCCCUGUGAGAAUGUGAUGGUUCGAUACCCCGUGCCCAGUGAGUGGGUGAAAAACUUCCGCAGGGAAAGCGUCCUGGGGGAAAAGUCUUUAAAAGCCAAAGUGAACCGGGGGGCGAGUUUUGGCUCAGCCAGUAUGUCUGGCUCUGAGCCUGUCAUGAGAGUAACUCUGGGAACUGCCAAGUAUGAACAUGCCUUCAACUCCAUUGUGUGGAGGAUAAACCGACUGCCUGACAAGAACUCAGCUUCUGGUCACCCUCACUGUUUCUUCUGCCACCUUGAACUUGGCUCUGACCGGGAAGUGCCUUCCAGAUUUGCCAGUCACGUGAAUGUGGAGUUCAGCAUGCCCACAACUUCUGCCUCCAAAGCCGCUGUGAGAUCCAUCUCCGUGGAAGACAAGACUGACGUCAGGAAGUGGGUCAAUUAUUCCGCACACUACAGCUACAAGGUGGAAAUUGAGCAGAAAAAGAAUUUGAAGCCAGAUUUUGAAGGAGAUGAAAUGGAAAAUCCCAAGGAGUGUGGGGUCCAGUGAUGAAGCCCUUUUGCGGGAGGGGCCUGAC
Molecule: messenger RNA, 3207 nt
Organism: Lontra canadensis (Northern American river otter)
Lineage: Eukaryota; Metazoa; Chordata; Mammalia; Carnivora; Mustelidae
Gene: STON2
Product: stonin 2
Exons: 8
Coding region: 321-3179 (952 amino acids)
Biological process (GO): synaptic vesicle endocytosis; regulation of endocytosis; clathrin-dependent endocytosis
Cellular component (GO): synaptic vesicle; AP-2 adaptor complex
Molecular function (GO): clathrin-cargo adaptor activity
Source: RefSeq, a predicted model, not a curated record